Clupea harengus (Atlantic herring) is the source of this 2516-nucleotide messenger RNA. RefSeq lists its product as uncharacterized. The coding region runs from base 582 to 2516 and encodes 644 amino acids. The transcript is spliced from 8 exons. The record is from RefSeq and is a predicted model, not a curated record. Lineage: Eukaryota; Metazoa; Chordata; Actinopteri; Clupeiformes; Clupeidae.
GUACUUGAGGUGACGACACCGAUUUUCGUCUACACGGUCUGAUGUUGCUUUGGCGACGAUGAUGCCAUAAUGACACGUUCCAGAACGUUUAAAGUAGAACACUUAAGAAAACGAAAUCUUGAUCAAACCUUAUCGAAAUCCCUUUCAGAGAGCGCAAACAUUUAAUCCUACCGAGACAUUCAAAAGAUAUUCAGCUGAUUUGAAACAUGAAAGGCCACAAUGAGGUAAUUUAUGAAAAGCAAUUUAGGCCAGAGAUUACAGAAGUACGUUUUUCUGCAUUUUUAUUAUCAACUAAUUUCUUAAACUAAUUGAACGAAAUUCCAUAUUGUUAGGCUACUUUUAAUCUUGGCUGUUUUUUUAAGUAUUACUCAAUUCUUAUUACUAUUUCUGAACACUGAAUGUUUUCAAAGACUUUCCUUUCCUGCUGUGAUCUACACCAUAGAGUAUUUUAGCUGGGAAAGGAUGUCCCACGAGGAGUUUACAAAAAAACAACAUCAUUUCAAUUCACUGUAUGUCAAUUAGUGAGAAUAUUCUGUUUGUAACCCUUUGGGCUCUGACUGACAAAUCUCUUGCAGAAGGAAAUGCUUUUGAUCUUCAUGAAGCUUCUACAGCAGGGAGCCAUAAAGCCCCAUUUCUCUGUGCAUGACAUGAUCGAGUAUAUGAUCCGUCAGGAGAGAGAAGCCUACAUGGAGAGGUCCUGUCAAAUGAACGGCACUGUCGAUGGCAGUUCCUGUCUGAUGAUGGAAGUGAAGGCACUUAUUAAGCUGCUGGAUAUCCUACGGGAAAUUGAGCAAGAACUGAUGGAGGCUAAAGAGUCUUUGCCCACAGGCCUAUUUGAUCCUAGCGAGCCAUCAACAGACAACAGCUCAUUGAAAGCGGUUCAGAUGGCCGUGAAGGUGAUGGGCUACCGCUUCAUCUACCGGCCAUUUGGCCCAGAGCACUAUCUCUCGGAGGUGGUGGUGGAUGUCGUUUCCAGGCUGGUCCAUCUCAUGGAGACCAACCCAGCAGAUGCUGCCCACCGUGCCCUGUCUGUGUUUCUGAGAGGCAAAGCCAGUGUUAUUGCACUAGAAGUGCUGAAAAAACUUCCAAAAGAUCAGAACAUUGCCUACUACACUCAUCUGACUGCUCAGAGGAUAGUCGAGUCAGUUCAGCGCAAACUGUUAAAGUCCACAGAGAUAACAAGUUUGGACCCAGGAAGCAACAAUGAUAGACUAAUAACUGAAUUCACUUCAAUUAUCAUAGCUAAAAUUGAGAAGCUUUUCCGUCCACGCUGUCUGCCAUUGGAGCGUGUGAACAUCAUCACCGUCCUUUUGAGGGCUUCUGAGAACAGACAUCAUGCAGACUCCAUGAAGUUGGUCAUUCAUUCUGACACUGUGACGUGUGUCAUAGUUCUUGUGCUGCACUUGAUAUUUUCAGAGGAGAACAAUGAUGUUGAAUCGUUGCAUACCUGGCCAAUUGCAGAUGAAGUGGUGGACAGACUUGCCAUGUCUGGUGCAAGAGUGACCAAAACACACCACAAAGACAACUUCCAUAUCGAGCUAAGGGAGAUAAUUGAAAUGGUUCACUCCAUUUAUGCCCAGCUACUUGAUGGUUCUGGAACAAAGCUGAUUUUACAGUAUGCUAUGUCGGCCAGGGCUAGGAUGGCUUCUAAAGAUUUCGCUUGCUUUGUGGCCGAGGCAAUAUUGAAGGCACACCAGGAAAGACCUGACAAUGUAGUUAGUGCAAUAGGGAAGGAGUUGCCUUGCCACAAUCUGAAAAAUGUGUUCAGAGACCUCGUGGCCAGAUUUGUCUGCCAACUUUUCUCUGUCUCUUUCGCGGAAGAUGGCCUUAAAUGCCUUCAGCUGGCUGAGCAGCUGUGUGCUCUGGUUCAGCGAGAUGUAGAAGAAGUGAAAGAUGCAACCUUCCCGUCUGGACUGGAGGAACUGCAAGAAUCAAGUGCUAGUGUCAUCCAAGAGAUUGCGGUUGAAUGUUACAGUGACUACUUGCAGGCCUUCCCUUCGAGAGAUGACUGGGCAGUCGAUUCAUUUCUGAAAGAUGAGGAGCACUGUAUGCAAACAUCUGGCAUCAUUAUAACAAGCCUUUUUAAUUAUUUCAAAGCCCCUCUGAUUCCCUGUGACAAAGAACAAGACAAUAUAAAAGAUUCUGAAGCUACACCUAGCAAAGAGAAACAAAAGGAUGAACACAGCCAAAGAAAGAAUGGAUGUGUUGCAUACAUAACCUUGAGCAUUGAGGAAUGUGAGGAAGAGAGCACCCCACCAGCCCCUCUGAUUCCCUGUGACAAAGAACAAGACAAUAUAAAAGAUUCUGAAGCUACUCCUGGCAAAGAGAAACAAAAGGAUGAACACAUCCAAAGAAAGAAUGGAUGUGUUGCUUACAUAACCUUGAGCAUUGAGGAAUGUGAGGAAGAGAGCACCCCACCAGAGAAAAUCAAGACCUCCAAAAAGGGCAUCAGAGGCUUUUUUAAGAGACUGUGGAAGGCAGUAAACUGCUGUGCAGCCUCCCAAGAGGUUGACUAA